Hyla sarda is the source of this 4790-nucleotide messenger RNA. It is a transcript of the gene NOP9, whose product is annotated as NOP9 nucleolar protein. The transcript has 11 exons. The record is from RefSeq and is a predicted model, not a curated record. Lineage: Eukaryota; Metazoa; Chordata; Amphibia; Anura; Hylidae. Gene Ontology annotation, biological process: ribosomal small subunit export from nucleus; endonucleolytic cleavage in 5'-ETS of tricistronic rRNA transcript (SSU-rRNA, 5.8S rRNA, LSU-rRNA); endonucleolytic cleavage in ITS1 to separate SSU-rRNA from 5.8S rRNA and LSU-rRNA from tricistronic rRNA transcript (SSU-rRNA, 5.8S rRNA, LSU-rRNA). Gene Ontology annotation, molecular function: RNA binding. Gene Ontology annotation, cellular component: nucleolus; 90S preribosome; preribosome, small subunit precursor. The coding region runs from base 223 to 2112 and encodes 629 amino acids.
UGUGAACAGGGACUGAAAACAACUGUGAAAAUGAAAGACAACAUGUCGCAUGAGGGGACAGACGACGAGGAAGCAGCCGGGGUCAGUGACGUCAUCACUCCACGCCUGAAGCCGGCCGUCGUUGAUGAUGUCAUCAGCCUGUGAACUCUCCGCCCACAACGCUGACGUCACCGGGCGCACAUGUGGACGGGAACUUGGCAGUGCUGAGAGGGCCUAGAAGUCAUGACCAUGGGCACGGAUAAGAAGAAAUUCACAGGAAAGAAAAAACCCCAGCAGGGCCAGAGGAAGCGGGCGUCAUCUCCUCCGGGUGAAGACCCACCAAAAAGACAGAAGAAAGCGGAUGAGAAAACCACCGCAAAGUCUGCGCCUGACCAGAGCAAGAAAGGUCCCCACGAGAGCCCCCUGCCCCGGCUGGACCCCAAAUCUGUGGGUUAUUUCCGGCGAGUGGGAGAAACGCUGCAGCAGGACUUUGCAUCAGAAGAGGAUCGGGCUCUGUUUGUCCGGAACGUCUUUAAUGAGGUGAAGGGGAACGAGCUGGCCCUGGCCGGGGACAUGUCCGGCAGUAUCGUCCUGCAGAAGCUGAUGACCGUGGCAGCAUCCGCCCAGCUGUGCCAGGUCCUGGAGGUCCUCAGUAAGAACUGGCAGACUGUAUGUUGGCAUCGCAGCGCAGCUCAUGUGGUCCAGACCGCUCUCCUACAGUACGAACGGCUUCAGAAGGCGACAGAUGAUGGAGCGGAGGAGGAGGAGGAUGAUGAUGGUGAUGAACCCUGCGGCAGCCUAGAGGAUCUGAUUCUGAGUCUCUGCAUGGAAGUGAAGGCCAAGUUCCUGCCCUACAACCAGAACACGCAUGGCAGCUUCAUCGUAAGGACUUUGUUUCAGGUGCUGAGCGGGACCAUCCUCAACCAAGAAGCCUCCAAGAAAGGAGGGCAGGGGUUAACAGUAAGUUCCGAAUUCGAGGUUCCGCCCAGUUUCAUGCAGCAGUUGGAGGAUUUGAGCGGGUUGUUCAAGAGUCACAUCGGAGUCUUUGCCACCCAUAAACUGGCCAGCCUGGGGAUGCAGAGCGCUCUACAGGUGCUACACCGGAAGUCGCCGUCCAUGUGCAAGACGCUCUGUGAUGAGGUCAUCAGUUACUUGUCCUCCAGGAACGUCUCAGGUGAUGGCAGCGCCCUCUUGGUUUUCCUGAAGGAUGAGACCAGCAGCCGCCUGUUGGAGAAAAUUCUGGAAGUCUCCAAGAAGAAACAGCUGCGCCGCCUCUUUGAAGACCACUUUAAAGGCCAGCUUCACGCGCUGUCAGUCCAUCCCAUCGCCAACUAUACGGUGCAGAGGCUUCUCCGUGCCGUCCAGACCAAGAAGCUGUUCUCAACGCUGUUUGAGGAGUUGUCACCAGCCGUGGAGGACGUUCUGGCCAAAGGUAACAUGGGGAUCAUCACGACCCUGGCCGAGACUUGUAAGAGGCUGGAGAGUCACCAGACCCAGUUGGUCUCCCAUCUCAUGGAGGCCUUCCACUGCACCUCCCCCAGCUCCCGCCGUGUCGCCUGUGUGCCGCUCCUCCUGUCUCUACUGACCUACGAGACGUACUACAAGAUGGAGGAAGAGGAGAAUCCUUCUGAGCAUAAAGAUAACCCAGACAUAAAGUUGCAGUCCGUUAACUAUCACGGCUCGGUAUUACUACAGCACCUCCUUCAUUUCGAAGAUCCGGCUCCGGUAUUGCACAGCCUGGGGAGUAUGUCGGAAGCUGACCUCCAUACUGUGGCUUGUAGCCAGGCUGGGAGCCACAUAUUUGACGCCCUGCUCAACAGCGCCACAAUCACAGAAAAACAGAGGAAAAAAGUUCUGCGGAAGUUAAGGGCUCACUGCAUGGAGUUGGCAUGUAACAAGUAUGGAAGCCGAGUGCUGGACCGUGUAUGGAAUGCGUCCACCAUGGGAGUGAAAGAGGAGAUUGCGCAGAAGCUAGUCGAAAGACUCCGGGAGCUGCAGAACGACCCCAUUGGGCACCACAUCGCCCGUAACUUCGCCCUAACGCACUUUGCGAAUCGGCGGAAAGACUGGGAGGAGCACCAGCAGGCGGAGAACAAGCGGCGCAAGAUGUUCGCCGACAUUCUGGAGGACUAAGGACCUUGUAUCUUACCCCCAGGGACUUUACCUGUCUUUGCGUUGGGGCUGCCUCCAGCUCUGCAUAUCCUGACGCGGACGGUCAAAGCAGUCACAGUGACCUCUAAGGGCCCAUUCACACUACGGGACCCCCGCGAUCUGAACCUUAUCCCUUAUCCUUUGGAUAGGGGAUAAGAUGUCUAGGGGCGGAGUACCCCUUUAAGAUGACAUCUGCAUUAUGUAUUGUUGGGAUGGGACCAUUCUUUUAAGACAAUCGCACUGGCCCCAUAUCAUCUUCAUUGUCUGUAUAUAGGAAGCAUUCAGUUGCGUAUUAAAAUUUAGUUUGUUUUUCUUUUUUUUUUUUUUCAUCUUGCAUAUUGCUAUUUUUCUAGUUUAAAGGGGUACUCCGAUGGAAAAAAUUUUUUUUUUUUAAAUCAACUGGUGCCAGAAAGUUAAACAUAUUUUAAUAAACAUAAUUAUUUCUAUUUAAAAAUCUUAAUCCUUCCAGUACAUAUAAGCAGCUGUAUGCUCCAGAGGAAGUUGCGUAGUUCUUUCCAGUCUGACCACAGUGCUCUCUGCUGACACCUCUGUCCGUGUCAGGAACAUGUCCAAAUCCCCAUAGCAAACCUCUCCUUCUCCGGACAGUUCCUGACAUGGACAGAGGUGUCAGCAGGGAGCAUUGUUGUCAGACUGAAAAGAACUGCACAACUUCUGGUGGAGCAUACAGCAGCUUAUAAGUACUGGAAGGAUGAAAAUAUAAAUAUAUAAAUCUGUAUUUGACUUCACCACGGUGGGGUAAGAAGGGUCUUCACGCACGUUUUUUAUGGAGACUUAUGGUAUAUUAUUAUUUUCCCAGGCCGAGGAGGGUCCCAGAAAGGCUAGAAGUAAGAGUAAGGAGUGCGGGUUAUGCAGAAGGAAGCAUGGUAGUACCUACAGAAAGUCGGGGAGAAGAGGACGACAGAGGAAAAGUCGACCUGUUGCCCAUAGCAACCAAUCAGAUCAUUACUUUCAUUAUUAAAGAGGCCUUUGAAAAAUGAAAGAAGCGAUCUGAUUGGUUGCUAUGGGCAACUGUGCCACUCUUCCUCUGCACAGGUUUUCAUGAAUCUCCUUCAUUUACGUAGAACAUCCAGGAUCUUAUUAGAGGAGACAUUGGGCUGUCUAGGACUUCCCUUGCAGUGAACGCCAGGGCUGUGCGCAUUGGCUGGAUUCGUGUGCAGCCCCCCCUGGCAUGUACAGUAUGGAGACAGUGCACGCACAGAAUAUCAGUGCCGCGCUGAUGCUCCAUCUGUACUGUACAUGUCUUUUAUGUGGUAAGUCUCAUUUGAGGUCUUAUGUCACUUUUGAAAAAUUAGGUGAGGGUGGAAGUCGGCGCCCAGCAGGCAUUAGUGACUUCGCGCCUGCUGAGGAGCAAGAGCCGAGCAGCAGAAGAUUAGACCUUUAUAAGGUAGGAAACAAUUAUUUUUUAAAGGCGGGGGGGUGUUAGGGAUAGAUUAGCAAUAGGUAGAGACAGAAAAACUUUCAGAUCGUGGGAGCUACUCUUUAAAGGGGUACUCCGGUGCUCCAGCGCUCUGAACAUUUUGUUCAGAAGGCUCGGAGCUGGAGGCAGUGAUCGUGACGUCAUGGUCACACCACUCGUGACAUCACGCCAUGCUCCCUCAAUGCAAGUCACGAGCCUCCGGCGCUUUAAACGAAGUGCAGCAGGGAGAUCGCGGAGGUCCCCAGCGGCGGGACCCCCUUGGUGAGACAUCUUAUCCCCUAUCCUUUGGGUAGGGGAUAAGAUGUCUCAGGGCCAGAGUACCCCUUUAAAGGGAGGAACAUCUGUAACCUUGAUAUGACCUACUGACCUAUUCAGAAGUUGUCAAACAAAUCAUGUGACCACAGAGACCAAGCUGUGACAUAUGUACGUAUGUUUUAUAUGGCAAUAAAUAGUGUAUACACAAAUACAAUACUAAUACAGUACAAUGGGGAAUUCUGUUGGUCGGUGGCACAAGGUUUAAAAAAUACCUGCAGAUAACACAGUCACGAUUUGCCAAAUUUAACCACUAUACUCAUAAAUACAUAUAGAGUCAUUUUGUUGUUGAUAUUUGAGAUACCAGUCGCUGCCAACUUUGCCGUAUAUGUAAUUGACACCACAGAGAAUGUGGGAAGUGUAUUACUGCACAUGUCAAUCCUCGACCAUGUGACCACGGUGGUGAUAUUCAUCGUUAGAGGGAUAUAUUGUGUGGUCGUAUAUAAAUUAUUGCUGGCCAUAGACGGCCAUGACUGUCACUGGGCUCAGACUCCUCCUCCCACAUGCAUGUAGAGAUAAGUGGCCGCCAUGCACCUCGAAUGCUGCUUAUCACAAAGAUUUGGAUGGGACAGGAUGAAAUGUAACCCUUGUGGUGGACUUUAUAAUGGGCCUAUCCCCAAAGGUCUUAGUAGAAUCUAAUAUUUACGGCCAUCUUCAUGGAAUAGGGCUGCUUAGUCUCAGGACACCCUUGGGGAAAAGAAUAUUACCUCGAGGAACCCCACCAAAUAAUUUUUUUUUCUAAAGCCCCCCAAAAAAGGCUAAAAACAAGUAAUGGACAAUAUCUAUAAGUCAGUAUUAGCUACUUAGCACCUGAAUAAAACUUCAAAAUGGAAGAUAAUGGAUUACCUUUUCAGGGUAGAGUCACACGUAUCGGAUCCACCGAUGACCGACCCUAUAGUGUGCCUCCUGC